AUGGAACCCCGAGAGCAUAUUUACUUGCCCCUGGACAAGACCAAAAAAAGUAUCAGAUUACUGCAAAUCAAUCCACCGCAGCCGAACAAUGACUCUCUCACAUGUACCCUGACACCUUUCAUCGUGGACGAAAAAUGCCCUCCCUAUAUUGCACUCUCAUACACUUGGGGCAGAAAGCCGCCCAAGCACGAAAUACAGGUGAAUGGCCACACCUUUCAAGUCAGACCCAACUUGUUGUCAGCCCUGCGUCAGUUACCGGACUGCAAGGAGAGAAUCAACGCCAGCUAUUUUUGGAUCGAUGCUAUCUGCAUCAACCAAACGGACACGAGCGAACGAAACCACCAAGUCGCCAUGAUGAGAGAUAUCUAUCGGCGCGCAACGGCUGUAUUUGCAUGGUUAGGACCGGGGUUUCCUGAUUCGGACCUGGCCAUGGAAGCUUUGCGACAUAACGAGUCAGUGCUAAAGAAAGUGGCAGAGCCAGCUACCGCACGCUCAAGAUUAGCCUUGAAUAAAUUAUUCAAUAACCCUUAUUUUACGCGCUUAUGGGUAGUCCAAGAAUUCAUCUUGGCAAAAGAUCUCUGGAUUCUCUGUGGAGCUCAGAUGUGCACUUGGACUCAGUUCCGAACAACUUUAUUCUGGAAAUCACAAACCCAUUUAGUUCGUGAACUUAUUCAGGCUAAAGCCAGGGAUCUUGCCACCGUCGGUAUUUUAUCCAGAUCUACUCUACCUCUAGGGUUCCUCGAGGCGAUAUCAAGGUUCAGUUUCAGAGACUGCUCGGAGGUCAGGGAUAAAGUAUACGGACUCCUCGGCAUCAUCCCUCAAUGCGAUGUUCACUUCGUCGAAGUCGACUAUGACAUAUCAGUGGAGAGGUUAUUUUUCUUAACGGCCAAUUGGCAACGUGCAGUCAACAGUUGGCUAUGGGUCGAGCCUCAGACGGGCAAACACUAUCUUUAUGAUAGUCUGGGCAAGCUGCUACAGGUCAACAGUGAGAUAGUCUAUGCCCAGAAACUAAUGGACCAGGUGGUAGCAUAUAUUACGUAUCGAGGAAUCCCUGAGCCCUGGCCGACGUCGUCACCUCAUGGCCUGAAAUGGUCGAUGGAAUAUUUCGAAAAACAAGCUUACAGCUUAUUGAAGUUGGCGAAGAUUGAUAUUGAUGGAUCUAUCAGUUUGGACGAGGCUUUUGAGUGUCUGAUGCAAGACCCCAAGAUUUCUGGGGGCCUUGACGAUCCAGCGGGUUGGCGAGCAUAUGAAUCCGAGAUAAAGGCUGCAUUGAGAUUAAUCAACGGCGAAAGCUGGGAAGAUAUUGGCCCUAUGUUUACACAAAAGGGUUUUGAAGAGACGAUUGCUCAGGAGUGGAGAAACAGGGCGCGUCGACAGAGUGAAGAUGGGUUGUAUGCGAGGAUGAUGCAGGAUAAGCUGGAGAAAGGUCCUCGUAAGCCUCGGGAUAGGAUCAUUACUGAUGCGGCGUUUGACUACUGUAUUGAAGAGUUGCGUGGAAAGGCAAAAUACUUCAAGCAGUCAGAUCUCAUCCCGACUCUUGAUGGACCUGGCAACACGAUCUUCAAGUCACAUUCGUUAAGCAACGAGACUUCUCAUCGUGUCCUCAAUAGAGCGUGCUAUACCCUUUGGAAGGAUCAAGAAGAUUAA
This is a messenger RNA of Fusarium verticillioides 7600, 1647 nucleotides long. RefSeq lists its product as hypothetical. Bases 1 to 1647 code for a protein of 548 amino acids. NCBI's taxonomy places the organism in Eukaryota, Fungi, Ascomycota, Sordariomycetes, Hypocreales, Nectriaceae. The transcript has 3 exons. The record is from RefSeq and is a predicted model, not a curated record.